AUGAUGGCUCUCGUCCUGUGCGCAGUGACGGUUCUAGCCAGGAACGCGGACCCAUCGGACCAGUCGGAUCAAUGUGAUGCAAAACUCCGGGAUGAGGGCGAGCCGGCUGCCUUGUUACAGAUGCAGCCAUCACUGUCUGUCGACACAGCAAGUCUCCAUGGCUCACAGGGGAAUAGUUCCCUGAUCCCCCGGUUCAGAGGGCGCCGUCACCAUGCUUACAACGACAAGCCGCCUUGUUCCACGUGCACCGACUUGAAGGAUGUAGCAGAAGAUCUGCAGAAUACCAAUCAGGAGUUGCAGAAAACCCACCAGGAGUUGCGGAACACCACGAAAGAGCUGGGCAACACCCAGCAAGAGUUUCAGAACACCACGCAGGAGUUGGAAGAGACAGUCGCAACGAUUCCCGAAGUGGUUGCAGAGUCUGCCACAGAUGUUCUCUCCAAUUUCACUGAGGAAGUGGUUCAAAACUUGCCUUCGGAAGAGACCUCAAGGCCUACCCCAAUCCCAUUCCCAGCAGGCGUUUGCAACGUGAGUGGUGCUAUCGUUAAAGAGGUCUGCAACAUCACUGGGGCAGAAGGAUGCAACGUAACCAUCAGCAACCAGCCAGCUCGCGCAAGCUCUAAUGGGAGCAACGGCGCUAUCAUCACAGGUUGUGGCUUGAUUGAAGAUGAGAUCCAGGAGCUUUUUCGGGUGUGCAAUGUGGACAUGGAGGAGAGAUUAAUCAGAGCUACGACAUGCGGAACAGGGAAUGCCAGCUUCGACCACAAGCUUGCUGCCUACACCAGUGUUUCAAGCAAAUUCACAGACUUGACCGGCGAGAUUGUUGAGUUUGUUGAGUGUGCCACAGUCGCUUGUGCCGAUGACACAAGAGGGCCCUUGCCGUGCGAAGACACUUGGCAAGGGCCCGAUCUAGAUCCUCGAACGACCAUCGAGUUUCUUCUCACGCAGGAUGCAUGCGCCUAUAUUGUUCAGCAGCCUGGCAGAGGAGGAGUACUUGGUGUGGUUGAGGGCAAUGACACGGACGUCCUUUUCAUCAGCAUUCAGACGACGACCACCACGACCACUACGACAACCAUCACGACAACAGCUACGUCUAUUGAAACCACCACCAGCGCCACAUCCACUAGUACUAACAACAGCGGUGUCGUACUCUUGGAAGAACUUUCGCAAGAGUGGUCAACCAAGUCAGACAGAGGAAAGCAUGUAAGUCAUACAAGCAUCGCGGGCUCCUUGAGUGAGCGCCCACGGCAUCCAAAGCCGACGUUCGCUCCCAGGGCGGCUCGGUCUUUGGGCCCUGACAUGGGCCCCGCAGAGUCCAUGAAGCUGCCGCUGCCCAAGCCCGGAGUUGGGCCUCCAAUUCCAACACAUUCGAAGCCUGUGGGAAAGUCGCAGACGCCGCUGGCCGUUCGCAAGGAUACGAAGAUGAAUGCAACUUUUGGAUUGUGCUCGGCUAGCUCCGCUAGAGCAAGGGCAAGGGGAGCGUCAGAUAUGAAUGAUAUGAAAAAGCUGAAGUUGGUUUCGAAAUCGACUUCAGCUCAGGGGCACAUCCCUUGUGACUUGGACACGGAGGUUGCCACCUUCGACCCAUCAACCGGCCAGUACGCCUGCUGCGGGCAUCAGAACACUUUUUGUUCAGGCUGCGCAUCAUUGGCCUCCAACGGUGCUGCAUGCGACCAGUGCCUUGGGGGUUUCGUGGCUACAGCUUCUGGCUGCGAAGCAUGCAUGGACUUUGAAUGGAGGAGCCGUUCCGGCGAAUCUUGUGCGGACGCAGACUGUCAAGGCGAGAAGGUGAAAGACGUCUCAGCAAGGGAAGCUUGCUGCAGGUGUGGCGGCGGCCACCGGGCUGCCACUCCCUUCAGUUACUAUGUGGGACCUCUUGUCCUAACAUCCACCAGCGUUGUUGGGCACCCAGUACCACGGACUGCUUCCGAUUACUUUGUGAAUGAUGGUUGCCAACUGCUCCAGUUCGGCUUAACUAUCGACGGCCGUACAGGUGAGUUGAAACUCAAGUCAGGCUGCACUCAGGUCGGCUGCGGCGCCGCUGAAGCCUUCAGUGUCUCAUGCACCAUCACCGCACGCGAAGCUUCUGGCCUCACUGCUGAAGCAGAGUUGAGCGUCACCGUCGCCGCGGGCCCCUCCUACGGCUCUUAUCCCCUGAUCUUCGUCCCUGGCGAAGGUGCGGUUCAGCUUUGUGCUCGUGUUGCCUCAACUGCGGCGGUUGAUGGCGACACUUGGAUCUACGAAUCGUGGGGUGCAUCAGAUUUUGCUGACCCCAACGCGAUUGGCAACCAGUGCCCAACACUUCCCAAUGUGAGCAGUUUUCGUUUUGUGGUCCGGAACUUUGUGGGUGGACCAGAAUAUCUCAGAACUGAGCGCUUCCUUUCGAACAACAACCCGUUUGCCCAGCCGAUCAACCCAAAUAACGUUGGUGCAAGUGGUGGUGCGGUUCUCUCGGAGUCGGCUCAAAACAUCUGGAAAUACAACAAGCCAUCCAGCCGCUACGGCGAAAGCUCCAGCGGCGUCCCAUGCAACGGACCAGCAAUUAAUCCAGGAGGACCGAGCCGCUUAAGCAUUUGCGUGGCGGAGACAAGCGCAGGAGGUAGAUCUCUUCAGAUCUAUGGUGGCUACAAUAGUGACAGCACAGAGUUUGGGAGCGGCAUCUUUGCCUGUUUUCCAGGUGACCUUGCAUGCAACGAAAGCAUCUCAAGUCCAGCAGCGCUUGAGAUUUAUGUGGAAGUACAGCUCGAAGCAACUGCAAGCUCACCUGCCUUGCAGCCCGGUGGGCCAAGCUUGGUGGACCCGCCAUCGGUGUCCUGCGUUCCGCACAACUUAGAAGAGGUUACCACUGUGGCACCGAGCACUUGGCGUGUCACCUUGGCCGGUGUAGUCACGGAAAGCCAAGGAGGAGUGUCCAUUGAUCCAUUCUCUGAAAUCACAGGCGGAAUCUGCUCACUGUCGGGGAAUGGUGCCACGUCUUCAUUCAUGGCAGUUGUGCCUCACAUUUGGAGCUUUUUGAAGUAUGACCCAGACACGCUUUAUGCGACAUUCGGUCAAGAAGCUCCAGUCUUGAUGCCCGUUGAGCAGCCCGGGAAGCUUGCCCCCAGCAGAUUCUCAGCAACCGUCAGCAACAUCACCCAGGAUGAGAGGAGCAAGUACGUGUUUGACAUAUUCACAGGCGUCAUGACAUAUGACUCCUAUCAGCUUUUCCAACUUGAUGUGAAGACCGGGGCCCUUAAGCUGGAUCCGGCAGAAGAGCUGGCAGAGCUAGAAAUUGGUCCAACUCGGGCGUCGCUUACCGCGCAGUUCGUCAUUUAUGCUCUUUACGAGUGGCCUCCACUGCAGACAGGCCCUGUCCUCUCCCACACAAUCUCCAUCGAAGCUCGUGACACCAACUGUUGGAUACGACAAACCCACAGGUUUAAGCAAGAGGAAUUGGUCGAGUCAGGUGGUACGGAAAUCCAGUGCCGACGCCUUUGUGCAAGGGAUUUCUUUUGCACUCACUACCGGCACACCUCAUCGCUUGAUUGCAUUAAAUACUCCCAGCUGUGUGUUCCUUCAGAGACUACUUGCUUGGAUGCGGUCGAAGUCUAUGCCAAGUACUCCGGCUGCGCAGAGCGGACGAGCUGCUUGGAGAUGAAGAUCACCAAUGCUGCUUUUCUCUCGGGAGAGUUCUGCCCCGCUGGUGAGAGUUCAGACGGUGAGAAUGGCCAGGUCUUCUUGAAGGAAGGGCGCACGCAGCAGGAUUCCUUCUGGCUCGUUUUUGGUGAGGAAGACAACACGAACCUGGGUUCGGCAUGUCUUGCAGGCAAUCACUGGAUCCUCAGAGAGUCGGAUCCGCAAAAUGAUUACUUGAACGACACGUCUUCUUACGUCGAGCUCUACGGAGCAGGAGCCGCGUGCUUGAAACCGAUGGUAGAUGAGAACAACUGGAACCUUGUCACAGACGCCUUUGACAACUCCCCUUUGGACAUCCGUGUCGCAACAACAUCCAAUGAGCUGCAGGGUCAGGCAUCAGUGCUCAUUCCAUCCUGCGGUCCACCGAAUGUGACGCAAUCUGAGACUGUCGAGGGGAAAUUGGAGGAAUCAGAGGUGGUGUCGGCAUUGAUCCUGGAUGACCCGGGAACUCCUGUAGUGGAUGAUUAUUGGCUACAUCCUUGUCAGUGUAUUCCACCAGCAUGGGGCCAAGAGGAACCUGUCACAGCAGAAGCUUUGGAGGAUGUGCCGGCUGGAAGUCUUGGUGCAGGUUUUCUGCCGAGGCCCUAUGAGAUCGUUUCGGGAGCCUUCAUUUGCGACCGGAAGUUCCUCUUAAGUGUGGAAUUGGCGAUCGAGAAUGAAGCGCUGACGCAAGAGCAAUGUGAGAUCCAAUGUAAAGAAUCGGCACGGUGCCGCUUCUUUUGGCAUGGCAAUGCUGGGGGAGGUGAUCAAUGCUGGCUGUAUUCGGACUGCAGAACGCUUUAUCGGUCUCUGGGUUUGGCCGGGACACUCUUUGCGUUUGAGAAAUCGCAAAAGGUAUGUCGAAUGGCCAAUGCAGAGCUUUGCUGGUUUGGUACCAAGCGUCGACAGUUUUUGGGCGCUUACCAAUCAGACGGCAGAAUCUAUUUGCCAGACUGUUUACACCAGAGCCUCUUCGUGCAGUGUGACCAGAAACAGAUGCUUGGUGGCUCUGGGACGUCCGAAGAGGGGUGUGGCUCCUGCAAGUAUGUGGCCGUGGACAGCAGCGGUGAAUACCUUGUUGUGCCUCCCGACUUUGAGAAAGAGCCGGAGGAUGACGAACCCAACCUUGGCGCUUACGAGGUCGUGACCUCGAAUGGUUUGGCUGCGGAAUGCCCGCUUGGAUCGCGUUUGGUGGCCUGCCGCGCCUUCCCCGGGGGUGAGGCCAAUGGAGAUUCAGGUAGCUGGAUCAUCACCGACCGCGUAUGUGCACUGACAAAUCCUCGAGAAAUUGAUCCUCGAGAAAUUGCUUCUUGCUCCUGGGCUGGCGAGACGGUGGUACUUGACCAAGCCCAAGCUUAUAAUGGCUGCCCCUCUGGUUUCUUUGCAACGAGCUGUUGGGAUCAGGACAAGUUCUUUGGUUUCUCUUUAAAGGCGGGAGACGCCUUUGCCCCUCCCAUUGGCACAACAACUUGCCCCGACCCUGAUGACGGAGAGCAAGGAUAUCCCAGGAUUUGCCAGAAGCCCAGCACCUCCUCCAGACAAAAGCGGCCUCUUCCUAUAUCCUUCGAGCAUGGCAGGUCCCUGGUGGCACGGUGCUGGUCAGAGCGCUUUGUGUCUGCUUCCUCCUCUGCGGAGCUUCGCUGUGUGGCAGGAAAGUGGAGGAAUGAAGCAGGGAGCCUUGGCCUGGCAAACUUUGCUUGCAGCUUGGACUUCUUCAGAGGUUGUGUCAUUGACACGAUGUCAGGGGUGUCCAAGAAAACGUCAAACCCAGGUCGAUUUUUGCGUAGGAGAGGUUCUUACGGUAUGGUCUUUUGUCUUUCCUUGCUCUUUGACUUCCUUGCUCUGAGUCCGCAGGGACUGCCCAAGUUUGUUGCGUGUGCAGAUGUUGUUGUCGUAGCACAGGUGGUGUCCAAGCAGUACCGGGACCUACUAGCCAAGAAUAAGCAGGAGCUCUUCUUUGGAAGCCGCUGGCACCUGCAACUCUUGCUCGGUGAGCUUGGGGGCGAGUUCUACAAGCUGCCGGGUUGCUCCAGGCUGGCUGCGCAGUUUGCAAGCGGAGACGAUUACCAGCGACAGUUCCGACAAGUCUGCAAUGGUUUCAACGAGUGUGCUACGGCAAGGUCUAACACUUUGGCUUUUGAGGUGUGCCAGCCAAGCAACAGUCAGCAGCUCCUGAACGGUCAGGACUUGGGCUUGUUAUUCUUGCAAGACUACAAACAGCAGACCAACUCAGAGGCAUCUUAUGACAGCGUGGUCGACACGUCUCGGGAUCUCGGAAUUGAUGAAUUCACGAAGCAAAGUCUGGACGUGGCUUGUGAAGCGAAUCAGGCGGUCCGAAAGUUAAGCUUUGGCAUCGGCGGCGUGGGCUCAGGAGACUCAGGAUUGAGCGGCUCCUGCACAUCCACCGUCUUGAGGGGAACGCGGAGGUGUGACAGCUUCCGGAACGAGGGCACGGUAUUGGGGCGAUGCUCCGGAAAACAGUCCCAGCUGUUUUUCCUCCAAAAGCGAUUCGAGAUAUUUCCUUAUUUCCAGACCAAAGACAGUGAGAGCAAUGAGGGUUUCAGGAUGUAUUUGGACGAAAAUUUCAACAACGAAGUCCACUGGGAGAGCUGGAUACGGUUUCCACUACGAAAAGGGGGUGUCAAGGAAGCAGAUGGACCAGUGAAGGGUCUAUGUCGCCUCAACACAGAGACUGGCACCGACGCUCGCUCCUUUGAAUGCUCAGAUGGGAAUCGACGAAACUGCAGGCUGGAGAGGCGGAUAAUAAUCCAGAAUCGCCUGAUUGCAAAGUUUGAUCAGAAUGUUCCAUGCACGCGGGCCAUGUGGCUCGGAUCUGUCAAGAGCAACAGUUUUCGCUUGGAGGCUAUUGAGAUAAAUCUUGAACCUGACAUCCGGGGAACCUACAUUCCACCAAAUUUCAAGCCGGCCACAAGCAACCAAUUCUUUUGGCGUGCUGACAACCUUGGUGGUCUGGAUAGCCUGCAGCUUACGUGUGGAGUCGAUGAGGUGAUCACCAGCUUCAGCAAGGUGGGAAGAAGGAGCCCGGGCAGCAACGUUUCUGUGAAAUCUCCGCAUCCCUUCAAGACAUGGCUGCUGUCGGCAGAAUCCUUGGAGGGGAUAGAGCUCCAUGACGUCUCCUUGAGGAUCUCCUGGACGUGCCAGCAGGUCUUGGGCCUGGGUGCCUGCGUGGAGAAGACUUCCCUGGAACAAGUUGAGAUCGACUCCAAGGAGCGCGGUCUUGUGGAAAUCGAUUGUGCGGAGGGUCACGCCAUCAAGAAAUUGGAAACAGAGGUCAAUUAUGUAAGCGAAAGCUUUCGACUGAAAGCUACUUGCUGCUUUGUGGCUUCCAUGCCGUUUACCCUGCGCCCGUAUCAGCAAUUCGACACGGCUGAUGUAGAUGAGCUCUCAGGCAUCUUCUGUCCCAAGCCAGAAGGUCUGGACAACUCCGGCCGUCCUGAGUUCUCACAACAACUCAGCUUCAGGAGAUCUAGCUCGAUAACUAGCUUUGGGCCGCAGGCAGAGUUGCAGUAUGACAAAGCCCUGGGCAAGUGGUGCCUGAAAGAACAGCCUUCACAAGUCUGUGCUUCUACUGACCCAGCCGUGGAAAGCGAUGUGGUCCAUCCGUUAAACUUGGCCCUGGGGAGUUUCUACGUUGUGCCCAUGACAAAUUUCGAUGGGGUUUUUGAAACCCCCGUUGGAGUGGCAAGGGAGGCGGCAACACCUCAGCCACCGCCCAAGCCGACCCUCAUUACAUUCAGCGCGACAUCCCCGGACUUUGCCGCAGAGUGCCAGGAUGAGAACACUCCAGGUACACUGAUGUUUGACCGCAAGAGAAUGAACCAGAAGGCUCGGGAGCUCCUGAACGCAGAUAGCGAGCACCCAUGCGGCUACAUCUUCAGCGAGCCAAGGACAUCGAGGGAAGUCGCUGCCCCGGGCCUUUCCUGGUGGCCCCAGCCAGAUGUCUCUCCGUAUUCCGGGGCUGGCUUAGCAUCAGCCUCUGGUGGUUUUGACGGUGAUGAGACUGGAAGCGGUGUCACCUACAGAACUGUUAAGGAGUGCUCGGACAGAGUGGUCUCGCGCCAAGUAGACAAUAGCGCUGACAAGUUUCCAAUAACAACCGGGCUAUUCAUUCUUGACCAGCUACAGAGCGACAAGAAGGCAAUAGCAGAAGCGGUAGUGAAACUCUCCGCAGGCCUAGGUGCCGAGACAGAAUGGAGUCCAGGAUUGACACUCAAUUCCAUUUUCAAGAUUGCUUCCAACAUCGGAAAACAAACGCUCAAAACGUAUGAGAAAGUCUUGGAGAGGGACUUCAACAAGGCCAAUGCAAACGAUUGUGAUCCUUUACAGCACGGCCUCGCUCGGAUCUUUUGUGACUUGUAUUGUAUCCGUGACUUUGUGAAGACGGGCGAUGCUGCGAUCCUCGAGAACCUGCAGUCCGCCACCCACACGCUGAACCAAAACUUGCAGGAACUCUUCUCUUUCUAUGCAGGGAGCGGCGGGCAGCUGGAGCAGAACAUCGAAAAGCUCUUGGAUGCACGGGGUGUGGGCGAAUCAACAACCCUUCUAUCGGAGCGUGCCAUUGCAGCUGGCUUGCGCCGCAGCUUUGAGGAGAUGCAGAGCCUGCUCUCGGGCAGCUUUCCGGCCUCCUCCCGCACCGCGGCCCAGCGAAGUCUGCAAGCUUUCCAGAUCCGGCUUCAAAGCCUUCGGAUGGCUCUCCCCAGCGCCGCCAGCGCUGCAAACGGUACCUCGAUCUCGGAGAGCCUGACCGCCUUGUCUUCGGAGGUCCAGAAGCUCCGUGCCGCCGUGGGCAGUGUAAGUGCACGAGGGCUCUCGAACUCCCAGGCAGUGGCCAAGAAGACGGCUGAUUAUGUGCAUUCCAUGAACCAAGUGUGGAAGUCGAAGGCUCAUCAGCUCGGAGUGUAUCGACGUGUUGCGAGCAGGAGCAAGCAGCGACAGAGUCGGUUGAAUCAUCGUGCCACGCACUCCAGCCUGGCUCUCAAGGAGAUUCAGCACGAGGCAAGACGCGCCGCUGUGAGCAGCCUCGACCGAACGUGGUGGCAAAUUCGGGCCAAGCUGGACAGCUAUUUUGAGGCCAUGGACAGAUAUUGGCAGACCUUUAAGGCGGCGCUGGUGAGUUUGGACGGCUACACUUCCAGGUGCUCUCUCUCCUUCCCCGAGUUGAAGAAGUCCUACCAGAAUUUUGCCCAGGUCGACAGAGAGGCUCACGAGACACUGAUGAGCGUGUGGAAAGCAGUGAACCCUUUGGUGGGUUUCCUGGCUUCUGAAAUCGUGGACAGCCAACUUCUAGAGGCUUUUGCGCACGACCAGGAGAUCGACUCUCGUGUGUUGGAUGGCUUGAACCGCGAGCUUGCAGGGAACUCCACGGAACCGAAGGACUUGUGUCGUUCUGAGGAGGCCAAAAACCUCACGUUGCAGAUGUUGAAGAGAGAGCUGAUGGACGGACUUUUCGGCCAAACCGUGGAGCAGCUUUCGGUCCUCUUUGCAGAAACGGGAAUGUUGGAAGAUCGAUUCUUGAGCAGCAACCUACCUCCUCCAAAUGUGGACGUGCUCCGGGACUCCCAGACGAGGCUUCAGGAGGCAUUGGAUGACGAGCUCGCAGCUCUGCCCAGCAGAGCAGAGGCCUUGUGGCAGACCUGGAGCACAUUGCAGUGUGGCACCAUCAAUUUUGUGAGAAGAUGGAUUGGAGACUGGACGCGAUGGUCUUUCCGGGCAGAGCUGCCAAGAGUCUGA
Symbiodinium sp. CCMP2456 is the source of this 9405-nucleotide messenger RNA. NCBI's taxonomy places the organism in Eukaryota, Dinophyceae, Suessiales, Symbiodiniaceae. The record is from the annotation of a GenBank genome assembly.